AUGGACAGUUGGCCGGAGACAAGGGACAAUCUGAGAGAGAUGAACAGUUGGCAGGAGACAAGGGACAAUCUGAGAGAGAGAGGGACAGUUGGCAGGAGAAAGGAUAGGAAGUGAAGGAUCAUUAAAACAGCUCAGUGUUGACUUAAAAUGUAUGAAUAAAAAGCCCUCUAACAUACAUGCCUGUCUCUACCGCUCCACCCCACCUCUCCUCCCCACUCAAUUCAAUUCAAUUCAAUUGAGUGGGAAGGAGAGGAGGAGUGGUACAGACAGGCAUGUAGUUAGAGGGUCUAUUUUACCCAUUGAUCUGAAGACGAGGGAGAAGGAGAGAGAAUUAUACUGCCGUAUCUUCUCCCAUCUUAUGCUGUUGCUCUGCGAGUCUAUCUCGCUACUAUCUCUAUUCUCAUCUCUCUCUCUCUCUCUUUCGCUAUGCUCUCGCUCCUCUCUCAUCUCUCUCUCUCUCAUCUCUCCUCCUUCGCUCUCUCUUCUCCUCCAUCUUUUCUCUCUCUCUCUCGUCACCAGCCACGGCCACCCUAGCCCCAGGCCCCUGUAACGCUACAGACAUCACUAAAUGGGACAAGCUCUUCUCCCUGCUGGAGAACUCUCAGAUGAGGGAGACAUGCUUCUGCAGUACUCCGAUGACAUCAUCAAGGUGGAGUUGGGGGUCGCUGCGUGGAGAGAUGCUAAGGUUGGUUUUUGAGAAGAAAGUCUGUGCUAUGUAUAUGCACUUAUAUAAACACCCUUACUGUAUAUAAACACCCUUACUGUAUUUAAAGACCCUACUGUAUUUAAAACACCUUUAUGGAUAUAAACACCCUUACUGUAUAUAAACAACCUUACUGUAUUUAAACACCUUUACUGUAUAUAAACACCUUUACUGUAUAUAAAGACCCUUACUGUAUUUAAACACCCUUACUGUAUUUAAACACCCUUACUGUAUAUAAACACCCUUACUGUAUAUAAACACCCUUACUGUAUUUAAACACUUUACUGUAUAUAAACACCUUAUGUAUAUAAACACCCUUACUGUAUUUAAACACCCUUACUGUAUAUAAACACCCUUACUGUAUAUAAACACCCUUACUGUAUUUAAACACCUUUACUGUAUAUAAACACCCUUACUGUAUAUAAACACCCUUACUGUAUUUAAACACCUUUACUGUAUAUAAACACCUUUACUGUAUAUAAAGACCCUUACUGUAUAUAAACACCCUUACUGUAUUUAAACACCCUUACUGUAUUUAAACACCCUUACUGUAUAUAAACACCCUUACUGUAUAUAAACACCCUUACUGUAUAUAAACACCCUUACUGUAUAUAAACACCUUUACUGUAUUUAAACACCUUUACUGUAUAUAAACACCCUUACUGUAUAUAAAGACCCUUAGAGCUGCCGAACAAAAAUAUCAACGCAACAUGUCCCAUGUUUCAUGAGCUGAAAUAAAACAAUCCCAGAAAUGUUCCAUAUGCACAAAAAGCUUAUUUCUCUCAAAUGUUGCGCUCAAAUUUGUGGAUUGGCUGGGCCUGGCUCCUCAGUGGGUGGAUCUUGCUCCCAAGUAUGUGGGUCUAUGCCCUCCCAGGCCCAUCCAUGGCUGCACCCCUACGCAGUCAUGUGAAAUCCAUAGAUUAGGGCCUAAUGAAUUUAUUUAAAUUGACUGAUUUCCUUCUAUGAACUGUAACUCAGUAAAAUCUUUGAAAUUGUUGCAUGUUGUGUUUAUAUUUUUGUUCAGUAUAAAUGGAACUCUCAGCCAAUGGAACAUAACCACCAAUCCCAAAUUGACCUUUACCCCCCUAACCCCUGUACACCUGUGUACAGUCAUGGUCAAAGGUUUUGAGAAUGACACAAGUAUUGGUCUGCUUCAGUGUUUUUAAGAUGUUUUUGUCAGAUGUUACUAUGAAGUAUAAUUACAAGCAUUCCAUAAGUGUCAAAGGCUUUUAUUGACACUUACAUGAAGUUUAUGCAAAGAGUCAAUAUUUGCAGUGUUGACCCUUCUUUUUCAAGACCUCUGCAAUCCGCCCUGGCAUGCUGUCAAUUAACUUCUGGGCCACAUCCUGACUGAUGGCAGCCCAUUCUUGCAUAAGCAAUGCUUAUAGUUUGUCAGAAUUUGUGGGGUUUUGUUUGUCCACCCGCCUCUUGAGGAUUGACCACAAGUUCUCAAUGGGAUUAAGGUCUGGGGAGUUUCCUGGCUAUGGACCAAAAUUUCGAUGUUUUGAUCCCCGAGUCACUUAGUUAUCACUUUUGCCUUAUGGCAAGGUGCUCUAUCAUGCUGUAAAAGGCAUUGUUCAUCACCAAACUGUUCUUGGAUGGUUGGGAGAAGUUGCUCUCGGAGGAUGUGUUGGUACCAUUCUUUAUUCAUGGCUGUGUUCUUAGGCAAAAUUGUGAGUGAGCCCACUCCCUUGGCUGAGAAGCAACCCCACACAUGAAUGGUCUCAGGAUGCUUUAUUGUUGGCAUGACACAGGACUGAUGGUAGCGCUCACCUUGUCUUCUCCGGACAAGCUUUUUUCCGGAUGCCCCAAACAAUCGGAAAGGGGAUUCAUCAGAUAAAAUUACUUUAACCCAGUCCUCAGCAGUCCAAUCCCUGUACCUUUUGCAGAAUAUCAGUCUGUCACUGAUGUUCUGGAGAGAAGUGGCUUCCUCGCUGCCCUUCUUGACACCAGGCCAUCCUCCAAAAGUCUUUGCCUCACUGUGCGUGCAGAUGCACUCACACCUGCCUACUGCCAUUCCUGAGCAAGCUCUGCACUGGUGGUGCCCCGAUCCCGCAGCUGAAUCAACUUUAGGAGACGUCCUGGCGCUUGCUGGACUUUCUUGGGCGCCCUGAAGCCUUCUUCACAACAAUUGAACCUCUCUCCUUGAAGUUCUUGAUGAUCCGAUAAAUGGUUGAUUUAGGUGCAAUCUUACUAGCAGCAAUAUCCUUGCCUGUGAAGCCCUUUUUGUGCAAAGCAAUGAUGACGGCACGUGUUUCCUUGCAGGUAACCAUGGUUAACAGAGGAAGAACAAUGAUUUCAAGCACCACCCUACUUUUAAAGCUUCUAGUCUGUUAUUCUAACUCAAUCAGCAUGACAGAGUGAUCUCCAGCCUUUUCCUCGUCAACACUCUCACCUGUGUUAACGAGAGAAUCACUGACAUGAUGUAAGCAGGUCCUUUUGUGGCAGGGCUGAAAUGCAGUGGAAAUGUUUUUUUGGGGGGGAGAUUAAGUUCAUUUUCAUGGCAAAGAGGGACUUUGCAAUUAAUUGCAAUUCAUCUGAUCACUCUUCAUAACAUUCUGGACUAUAUGCAAAUUGCCAUCAUAAAAAUCUGAGGCAGCACACUUUGUGAAAAUUAAUAUUUGUGUCAUUCUCAAAACUUUUGACCACGACUGUAUAUCUGAAAGCAGUCCGUGUGGAAAAGGGCGUAAGAAACUACUGGUGCAGUUGGCUAGCUUGGCUCCCAUGUGUACUGUACUUCCUGGUCUCUGAUGUAAUCCCUCUCUAAUCCCUCUUCUCCUCACCCCAGGUUCGUGGCUCAGUACGGAGAGGCCUGUGGCAUUGCAGUGGAGACCGCUGGACGGAGGAUGUCCAUGCAGAUGGAGGCUCGCCUCAGGGAGAGCAUGGGGCAUCUCAGACAGGAUCGGAGCAUUGCUGCUAGCGAUUCAGCAGGGAAUAGCCAUCAGGAAAAGCUGUUACAGCAGCUUCUUACUGCGGCGAGGACACAAGAUAUCCGACUCAUCAAGCUGGAAAACAGCUGCCUGAGUAAUCCAGAGGCUAAGGGGGAAAACCUGCAGCAGGAAGUGGCAUCAGCAGAGAUGCUGGAUGCCGUGGUGACAGAGUUGGUGAAGACGAGGGCAGUGCUAGAGCUAGUGUUCAAAUCGGCACAGCAACGACACCUGCCCGCAGGUGAGAACACCACUUCCUGUGUCCCUAUCUAUACAUCCUGCCAUCCUUUACAUCAGUGGUUCUCAACCAUGGGUACUAGUACUUGGCCUAUCCACAGGGGGUACUUGACUCAACCAGGGGUACUAGUACUUGGCCUAUCCACAGGGGGUACUUGAGAAGACUCAUGAGACCGUAGGCUUACUGGUCAAAUGCACAUGAGGGGGUAGUUCAGGUGUACUCUGGGCAGAGCAGCAUGUCCUUGUGGUAGAGCAACCGAACAAGGUUGAGAAGCCCUGCUCUACAUAAUGUAGCAGAUUUAUGUUUAGACACAAUCAGGUAAUACAGCACUCCUCUUACAAGAAUCACACCAGACAUCCCUCCCAGGCAAUUUGAUCCUUACAACCGAUCGAUUCUUGAAAGAAUGAAAAUAGGAAAUACAGUGACUUGCAAAAGUAUUCAUCCCCCCGUUGGCGUUUUUCCUAUUUUGUUGCAUUACAACCUGUAAUUUAAAUUGAUUUUUAUUUGGAUUUCAUGGACAUACACAAAAUAGUCAAAAUUGGUGAAGUGAAAUGUAAAAAAAUUACUUGUUUCAGAAAAUUCUAAAAAAUAAAUAACGGAAAAGUGGUGCGUGCAUUUGUAUUUACUCCCUUUGCUAUGAAACCCCUAAAUAAGAUCUGGUGCAACUAAUUAGCUUCAUAAAUCACAUAAUUAGUUAAAUAAAGUCCACCUGUGUGCAAUCUAAGUGUCACAUGAUCUGUCACAUGAUCUCAGUAUAUAUACACCUGUUCUGAAAGGCCCCAGUCUGCAACACCACUAAACAAGGGGUACCACCAAGCAAGCAGCACCAUGAAGACCAAGGAGCUCUCCAAACAGGUCAGGGACAAAGUUGUGGAGAAGUACAGAUCAGGGUUGGGUUAUAAAAAAAUAUCAGAAACUUUGAACAUCCCACGGAGCACCAUUAAAUCCAUUAUUAAAAAAUGGAAAGAAUAUGGCACCACAACAAACCUUCCAAGAGAGGGCCGCCCACCAAAACUCACAGAUCAGGCAAGGACGGCAUUAAUCAGAAAGGCAACAAAGAGACCAAAGAUAACCCUGAUGGAGCUGCAAAGCUCCACAGCGGAGAUUGGAGUAUCUGUCCAUAGGACCACUUUAAGCCGUACACUCCACAGAGCUGGGCUUUACGGAAGAGUGGCCAGAAAAAAGCCUUGGCUUACAGACAAAAAUAAGCAAACACGUUUGGUGUUCGCCAAAAGGCAUGUGGGAGACUCCCCAAACAUAUGGAAGAAGGUACUCUGGUCAGAUGAGACUAAAAUUGAGCUUUUUGGCCAUCAAGGAAAACGCUAUGUCUGGCGCAAACCCAACACCUCUCAUCACCCUGAGAACACCAUCCCCACAGUGAAGCAUGGUGGUGGCAGCAUCAUGCUGUGGGGAUGUUUUUCAUCGGCAGAGACUGAGAAACUGGUCAGAAUUGAAGGAAUGAUGAAUGGCGCUAAAUACAGAAAUUCUUGAGGGAAACCUGUUUCAGUCUUCCAGAGAUUUGAGACUGGGACGGAGGUUCACCUUCCAGCAGGACAAUGACCCUAAGCAUACUGCUAAAGCAACACUUGAGUGGUUUAAGGGGAAACAUUUAAAUUGUCUUGGAAUGGCCUAGUCAAAGCCCAGACCUCAAUCCAAUUGAGAAUCUGUGGUAUGACUUAAAGAUUACUGUACACCAGCGGAACCCAUCCAACUUCAAGGAGCUGGAGCAGUUUUGCCUUGAAGAAUGGGCAAAAAUCCCAGUGCCUAGAUGUGCCAAGCUUAUAGAGACAUACCCCAAGAGACUUGCAGCUGUAAUUGCUGCAAAAGGUGGCUCUACAAAGUAUUGACUUUGGGGGGGGGGGGGGGGGGGGGGGGGGGGGGGGGUGAAUAGUUAUGCACGCUCAAGUUUUCCAUUAUUUUGUCUUAUUUCUUGUUUGUUUCACACACAAAAAAAAUAUUUUCCAUCUUCAAAGUGGUAGGCAUGUUGUGUAAAUUAAAUGAUACAAACAUCCGUGUUCCAAGCCCAGUCUCUGCAUCUGAAAUAUACCCACAGGUCCUGUUCAGGCCUACUUACUCUGUUGAAAUUCAAUCAAAAAACUAAAUGAGUUAUAGGACUUAUAAUAAGCCCAGAGAGCAACAAGGCUAUUGUUCUAUAAAGAGGAGUCUCUAAGAAUCAGGUCUGUUCAUAUAGAGCUGCCAGGCCUUUCAGUGAGCCCAGCUCCAGUUCCCAGCAUUAAUCGGAUAAAAACUCAAUGUUUUUUAUGUUACACACACACAGGCUAUAUCACCCGCCCUGUAAAUACGCCCUGAAUACUGAGCAGAGGGAGGUAUAAUCAUUAGCAGGUCGGCAAAGCAACCACAGCAAAGCACCCUGGCAAAGCAGAACCAGAUGGGAACGGUUACCCCCCCACCGGAGAGAAAUCUGAGACAAAUGUAACGUCAAUAUUUAGGGUCUGGUAGGAGGAGUCUCUGUAUCAUAACCUAGCUAUCAGAAAUGCUGCUGCAGAGAUAGGGGGAAGGGAGCUGUCCACACUGAUUCAAAACCCACUUUGUCAUACACAAAUCAUACAUAAUCAUACACACACACACACAUACAUACAUACAUACAUACAUACAUACAUACAAAGACUGAUUCAAACCUCCAGAAGUGAUUUCCUCUUCUGGUCUGACUCUGGGUUUAUGCAUUAUCUCAUGGUUUUAUUAUCCCGUUGAUAGACCUCACACAGUAGAGCUGCACACACACACACACACAGUCUUGUACAGCUAACCUUGUGGAGACACACAAUUCAGUCCCAUUCAAAAUCCUAUUUUCCCUAACCCCUAACCCUAACCUUAACCCGUACUCUUACCCUUACCCUAACCUUAACCCAAAAACCUUAACCCUAACCCUAACCCUAAACCUAUCUCCUAGCUCCUAACCCUAACCCUAACCCUAACCCUAACCCUAGCUCCUAACCCUAACCCUAAAACUAACCCUAGCUCCUAACCCUAAACUUAAUUCUAACACUAACACUAACCUUAAACCCCCUAGAAAUAGCAUUAGACCUUGUGGGGACCAACAAAAUGUCCCCAGUUAGUCAAAUGUUAGUUUGUUUACUAUUCUUGUGGGGACUUCUGGUCCCCACAAGAAUAGUUAAACACGUCCACACACACACACACACACACAGACACACACACACACACACACACAGACAGGCCUACUUGUGCACAAGCAAACAAGAGAGAGGUGUGUGUGAUAAGAAACAGACAUGGUGACCAUGGUGACCAUACAGUUUACUCUGUCAUUGCUUAAAGGAAAGAGAGAGAGAGAGAGAAAAAACUACUGCGCCCGCAGAGUGGGAAAAAAGACAGGGGAAAACUUUGGGUCUAUGACAUCACUGAUCGCAUUACCGCUGACCGCAACCUGAACCUCGACCACCCUCUCUCUCACACCAUGGUCUACCGCUCAAAUACCAAACUGCUCCAUUGGCAUGACUGUUAAAGGUUCAACCAUAGAGAUCCUAUACAGUAUAUAUAAUUCUAUAGUCAUUCAUAUUUGGGAAGAACAAUAACUAGGUAGCAUCCUAUUGAUGAAUUUGAUGUCCCAAAACAUUUGCACAAACAGUGAAUAUAAUGUAGUCCUACCUGUUAGGGUAACUUGGGGUAAACCGCCACCCGAGGUAACACGCCCCCUGCCUGAACUUCUCACAGAAACCACUUUUCCACCAUUUCCCCCCUUCCAACAUUUUCCCUGGUUGCCACUACUCUUGCUCAACUAAAAAUCUGUCUCAUCACAAUUUUUUAAGUCACUCCACCAAAAAAAUAUAUUUUACCCCAAGGUACCCUACAAUUGACCCGUGUUACAUUUAGCCCCACUCUCCCCUAGGCACUCACGAUGAAUUGCAGAGCAACUCGCUUAACCAUCCUACUGCUACAAACUCUGGGUUUAAAACGGUGUCGUUUGCACAUAUUUAGGAGUUGAGAAAUAAAAACAUUGGCAACGGAAAGCUGGGAGCCACCUCUUUUUAAUAAAGGCCAUUAAAACUGCUUUUUUCGCGAUUGCAAGAAGUGUUGUGCGUUGACUACUUGUCAGAAUGCAUGUUCGCAUCCCUAUGGCACAGGUAACUUGAAUGCGCCUUGAGAGGAAUGUUUAUAUAUCGCAUAGAAGACACAACAACAAGCCGACUAGGUAAAUAGAUCAACUAUUCCACUAUGGGGUUGGCAGAUUUUUCUAUUCAUUAGUCGUUUUGUUUGCAGAGGAAAAGUACAUGUGGACUGAUCAAGCACCUUCAAAGUGCGCCUCGGCAGAAAUAUUUUUUCAUCUUCCUUAUUUUUAGGGCGUGGCGGCAAUGAUUUUGCCGUGGCGCAGCGCCACAGCAAAAUGACUUCAGCGGAAACACUGUCUAUGAUAUACAGUACCAGUCAAAAGUUUGGACACACCUACUCAUUCAAGGGUUUUUCUUUAUUUGUACUAUUUUUUACAUUGUAGAAUAAUAGUGAAGACAUCAAAACUAUGAAAUAACACAUAUGGAAUCAUGUAGUAACCAAAAAAGUGUUAAACAAAUCUAAAUAUAUUUUAUAUUUGAGAUUCUUCAAAUAGCCAUCCUUUGCCUUGAUGACAGCGCUAAUGAUGAAACUGUCUCUCAUGAGGACCGAUCACAGGAAUGGAAGACCCAGAGUUACCUCUGCUGCAGAGGAUAAGUUCAAUAGAGUUACCAGCCUCAGAAAUUGCAGCCCAAAUAAAUGCUUCACAGAGUUCAAGUCACAGACACAUCUCAACAUCAACUGUUCAGAGGGGACUGUGUGAAUCAGGCCUUCAUGGUCGAAUUGCUGCAAAGAAACCACUACUAAAGGACACCAAUAAGGAGAAGAGACCUGCUUGGGCCAAGAAGCACGAGAAAUGGCCAUUAGACCGGUUGAAAUUUGUCCUUUGGUCUGGAGUCCAAAUUGGACAUUUUUGGUUCCAACCGCUGUGUCUUUGUGAGACCCGGUGUGGGUGAACGGAUGAUCUCCGCAUGUGAAUUUUCCACCGUAAAGCAUGGAGGAGGAGGUGUUAUGGUGCUUUGCUUGUGACACUGUAAUUUAUUUAGAAUUCAAGGCACACUUAACCAGCAUGGCUACCACAGCAUUCUGCAGCGAUACGCCAUCCCAUCUGGUUUGGGCUUAGUGGGACUAUCAUUUGUUUUUCAACAGGACAAUGACUCAACACACCUCCAGGCUGUGUAAGGGCUAUUUUACCAACAAGGAGAGUGAUGGAGUGCUGCAUCAGAUGACCUGGCCUCCACAAUCUCCCGACCUCAACCCAAUUGAGAUGGUUUGGGAUGAGUCGGACAGCAGAGUGAAGGAAAAGCAGCCAACAAGUGCUAAGCAUAUGUGGGAACUCCUUCAAGACUGUUGGAAAAGCAUUAAUCAAGGCAAAUGGUGGCUAUUUGAACUUUUUUGGUUACUACAUGAUUCCAUAUGUGUUAUUUCCUAGUUUUGAUGUCUUCACUAUUAUUCUACAAUGUAGAAAACAGUAAAAAUAAAGAAAAUCCUUGAAUGAGUAGGUGUGUCCAAACUUUUGACCGGUACUGUACAUAACUAAUAUCUAGUGUAGUGUUUCUUGAUGUGAGAACUUUUGUGAUAAAGACAUGAUGAUCUGGUCAUCUGUAGUGAUUCUGAGAACAGAGCAGAGGCCUGAAGAAGCCCUGUGAGACAGCAUGAGGGCAGAGGGCAGAGGGCAGAGGGCAGGGUCUGUUUCCCUUUCUCUCCCUUCAAACAAAUGACAACAUUUUGACUUUUCGUCAUCCUGUGGUUUCCUGAUUUUGUCAUCUUGCAGAUCAAUUAAUAACCGCAAAAUGACUAAAGCAAUUAUCUCGUUCUCUCCUCCCUCUCUCCUCUCUCCCAGGCUGUGAGACCGCUCUUCUCUUCCCUAUGCGUUCCCGUCGCAUCUUCUCCUCGGUGACACCAGACCUCCCUCUCUCCCUGUCUUUCUUCACCGUGUGCCUGUGGGCUAAGCCCGUCUCCAUAUCCAACAGAACCGUGCUGUUCUCCUACGGAACCAAACGGAACCCCUAUGAGAUACAGCUCCUUCUCAGCGGAACCAGGGCUCUCUUCACCGUGGGAGGAGAGGCUCACCUGGUGGAGGGGCGGGGCGUGGUGAAAGGAGGAGGAGUUUGGACCCACCUAUGUGGGUCUUGGAGCUCUGAGCAGGGCAUAGCGUCACUAUGGGCCGAUGGACACAGAGUGGCAUUCACACCCGGGGUGGCCGAGGGCCGCAUGUUACCCGAUGGAGGCUCACUCCAGCUUGGGCAAGAGAAGAACGGCGGUGGGGUCUCUGGAGGGUCAGGUGGCAGUGGGAGUCAGCUGCCUGGGUUUGAGGGAGACUUCGAUGCCAAGUUGGCAUUCGCUGGGAAGAUGACGGGGGUGAACAUGUGGGACCGUGUGCUGGCGGAGGAUGAGAUAUCCCAGCUGGCUUUGCAGGACGGCAAGGGGUGUGAGCAGAGGGGGAAUGUAGUUGGGUGGGGCUUGACGGAGAUUGUGCCUCAUGGGGGCGCUCAGUUCAUCAACUAA
Molecule: messenger RNA, 10399 nt
Organism: Coregonus sp. 'balchen'
Lineage: Eukaryota; Metazoa; Chordata; Actinopteri; Salmoniformes; Salmonidae
Source: the annotation of a GenBank genome assembly